AUAUUUAUGGAUUGCCCUGCAGUCUGAAGUCUGAACUCCCAUCAGAGAGACGAUUCCAUUUGCUGAGUCUCUGAACGCGAGCAGUUUUUUCAUUCGCCUCCUGAACCUCCCCAGAAGAUAGCAGAGCAGCACAAUGCUUGUGGGAUUUGGCUUUGCUUGCAGAGUCCAUCUGACACUGAACAGAGCAUCAAAUCAAUUAAAAGAUCUUUUCACUUCCUUCUCACCUGGAGCUUCUCAACAUAAAUAUACAACCACCCACAACUCCAUAGAAGAAAGCAAACAAGAGAGAGAGUCGAAGUUUGAAGCUCUUUUCACCUUCCGACGGAAUGGAGGAGGAAGGCGGCCGGCGGUGGAUGUUCAAGGUGAAGACCCCCCGUUUUUCGACGAUCAUCAUGGACGAUUCAGCUCGUGAUGAGAAGCUGUGCCUCCCUAAGUUGUUUACAGCAGAGUAUGGAGCUCUGCUGCCAGAAAAUGUAAUUUUCAAGCUCCCAAGCGGAGCAGAAUGGCGAGUUGGGUUGCUCAAAAGCGGCGAAAAGAUCUGGUUCCACGAGGGUUGGAGAGAAUUUGCUGAUUUCUACUCACUAGCAUCGGGGCAGUUGCUGGUUUUUCAGUAUGGUAGCCAUGGCCGUUUCCUUGUUCUCAUAUUUGAUAAGACCGCCCGUGAAAUCGAUUACCAGACCCAUGAAACUAGUGUGAGACUUGAGCCAGAGCCGAUAAUAGAUAUCUCUGACGAUACCUCGAAUGAUCGCUGCCCUUCCCCAAAAGCAAGAGAAAAACCGCCAGUAAGAGCUCCCCAACCCAAGAAGCUGAAAAGAAGAAUCGAUGAUGAAAGGACCGAGAGAACCUCUGAGACUAUUAUCUGCCAUGGUCCCACUUCUAGAGUGCAAGAUAAACCUAGUAAGAAACGGCAUGGGGAAUUCCAGAAGGAAAGACCAUUGGCAGCUGACGAGAGAGCUAGUGCACUUACUAGAGCUAUUUUUGCUUUCCAAUCGAAGAACCCUUUCUUCAUGAUUGUUAUGCAGCGAUCGUAUCUUGGCCCUGGAAUGAGAUUGUAUCUACCUAUCAACUCUGUGAUGACAAAAUUGGAGGAAUGCGGAGAGAUUCAACUCCAACUUCCUGAUGGAAGAUCCUGGAUGGUUAAGUACUUUGCCGUGGAUGCUUGUAAUAAAAGGAAGAUCAGAACUGUGUUUGAUAGCCGAAGUUGGGGUCGGUUUGUAAAGGAGAACGAGUUGAGAGUUGGCGAUGUAUGUGUAUUUGAGCUGGUUGAAGGCGGUGCUAAACCCAGACUGAAAGUGAUCAUCUUUCGAGCUCCCCAACAUGCGAAUCCCUACUCGUCUGUGUCGUCUCCUCCUAAGCUUCGGAAUGAAAUGGAGUCAAAGUCUGCUGGAAGAAAAUCAUAUGUCAGUAGUGGUGCUUCAAAAACUGCAGAUGCCUUUACCUCCAAGCAACCAUUCUUCAAAAUACGUGUAGCUGAUAGUCAUCUAACCAUGAACAAGGUGAAAAUACCAGCGGCAUUUCGUGAGCAUGUCAAGGGAGUGUAUGAUGAAGGGGAGUUAAGGGUUGUUGGAGGCAAAUGGUGGGAUGUAAGGAUUGGAAGGUAUGUGCUGAAAACUGGCAGGCAGGAAAAGGUACUGGCUAGCGGUUGGAGAGAGUUUACAGCAGGGAAUCCUCUGGCACUAGGAGAUGUCUGUGUUUUUGAGCUCGUUAAGCCUGAAAAUGGGGAUCCCAUAAAGAGGGUGAUGAAGCUAAAUGUGCAUAUCUUCCGAGGGAUUCGUAGUCAAGUCCCUUCAGAUUAGGCACCCUUUUCUUGUGUAACCUGACUUAAAUGUCUCCCUUCUGUUGCCUUUUGCUAAUUUUGUUCAAAACUGCAGGGCUGAUAUAUAAUUAGUAUGAACUUUUCUGAUUGUUAGCCUACUUUUGUAUAGGGGAGAAUGCAGCCAAUGAUAGGGCAGGAAACCUUUGCUGAUAUCAUAUUUAGCAGCAGUAGUCAUUGUACUAAGUACUAACAUGAUCGUGUGACUGCAGAAGUUUCAGUUAGGGAAUUGACUCAUUUUGGGAAUCAUCCUACGAAGUUGUGGAAAUCUACAGAUGCGUGUAACAUUGAACACUUGGUAGUGAUGUAAAAUAUUGCAUUUUCCAUCUGUAAGUUGAAGAUUUCUUGGUGGUUCAUAUUACAAGCUCUUGAAAGAAUGAAAAAAGAGCUGACAUUUUCAUUUGAGCUACCCAUCAACUUGCUAGACAAAGCAAGCGACCAGAGUAGCAAUGGCAGCAAGUGUGGCGGCUGGGAAAGCAAGGUUUGUUGUGGCAGCGCUUUGCAUUUGAGGGGAAGGUGCCGCUGCUCCCGAAUCUUGAGCUGCAACUGCCGAGCCUCCAAACCCAGCGAUGAAAGCCAGGAGAACCAUGAUGUAGACAAUGCAAGCCAUGACGUUUCUCUUGCUAGCAGCUACCAUCAUGGAACUCUGCCAAACUUCCAAGCUGUGAGUUGAAAUGGCAGUAGAAGGGGAGGAAUAAGAC
Molecule: messenger RNA, 2514 nt
Organism: Linum tenue
Lineage: Eukaryota; Viridiplantae; Streptophyta; Magnoliopsida; Malpighiales; Linaceae
Source: the annotation of a GenBank genome assembly